This is a messenger RNA of Tribolium madens (black flour beetle), 976 nucleotides long. Its product is annotated as mitochondrial cardiolipin hydrolase-like. The coding region runs from base 130 to 840 and encodes 236 amino acids. The transcript has 2 exons. NCBI's taxonomy places the organism in Eukaryota, Metazoa, Arthropoda, Insecta, Coleoptera, Tenebrionidae. Gene Ontology annotation, molecular function: RNA endonuclease activity producing 5'-phosphomonoesters, hydrolytic mechanism. The record is from RefSeq and is a predicted model, not a curated record. Gene Ontology annotation, biological process: piRNA processing. Gene Ontology annotation, cellular component: mitochondrion.
AUAGUCGGAGGUUUUAAUUUGGAACUACUAUUAAGUUGCGCAAAUGAACCACGGACGUUUGACGUUUUAACAUAACCUCAAUUUUAACAUCAACAAAACUUGUUCUGUGAUAACAAUUUUUUUAGUAACAUGUCUCUGACAAGGCACGAGAGUAUUUUAACAGGAAUUUUGUUCCUCCCCUGUGUUUAUAUGUUCAAGAAACUUUACACAACAUACAAGUCUUUAAAAAGGCAAUAUGAGGAAGAAGAGCUUUUUUACGAAAGACACAACUGUGUUGUUAUGUACUCCAAGACGCACAUUACUGGCUGGCCCCCCGAAUAUAAAAUAAGUAUUUUGACGAAAAAUUUGGACAAGUUUUUGGAGCCUUAUUUGUAUUUUAUAAAUACAUCAAAACACAGUAUAGACCUAGCGGUGAUGACCCUUGCAAUAAAUUCUAUAAUGGAGGCUUUACAAAAUGCCUUAAAACGUGGGGUAAAAGUGAGAUUGAUCGUGAAUUUUUUAUCUAUCAAAAGUCAAGCCAAAAGAUACAAUGAAUUAAUUAAAUCAGGGAUUAAAGUGGCCUUUUUUAUCGGAAAAAGUACUAAUUUCAUUAAUAUUAUGCACUUUAAAUAUAUCGUUAAAGAUUAUGAUGGCACUGAUGGGUUCUUAUGUAUGGGUUCAAUGAAUUUAACUGGAAUGUCGACAUUAUUAAAUAAUUAUGAAGAUGUUACUUUUACUUCAAGUAUUUGUCUCGUUGAAGCUUUUCAUAAGAAUUUUCAAGAGUCGUGGAAUAUGAUAAUGGAAGAUAAUGAAAAUAUUUACAACAAGACUGUACUAGCUGAUAAUGGUUUUUCCUUGUGAAAUUUAAUCCUUACAAUUAUCAUAUUUGGAACCUGUUUUUUUUCUUCUAUUAUUUUAGAAUUUUUCUUUUUUGUUUAACUCACACUCAUAAAAUAAAAGACUUACUUUGUUAUGUUACAAAUAUAAAUAAACUGUU